AUGAAAACAACGUACAGUAUUCCUGAUGCGGAGGCUCGCAUUGCUAUGGAAAAAGGCGUGCUUGACGUGCUCACAGUGAUUGAUCCGAAUUUGGUUCCUCGACAUGGCAUCCGGUGGGUUAAACGCACUAUUCGAGCCAAGUGUGCUGCAACCGGGAUCGUUUGCACCCGUAUCAAGUGGAAGCAGUUCUGGGGAUACUUUCGCGCUACUUGGCUGGAGCGGUACAACAUUGAAUCGGAGCUAAAUAGGUCGUUCCCGACGCCUCAUCCCAAUAUUGCCACAUUUGUCAACGUGAUCCGGACAAUAUCUCAAGAUUACGUUACCAAGUUGACCAACGUGGCGCAAGGGCGACGAAGCAGAGGCAACAAAACCAAUGCAAACAAAAAGAGAGGGCGACGACGAGCCAACACAAGCGGUGCCGACGGGGCAAGCGUCGAGACGAUUGAUCUUCCCAAUCCAGUUGUUUUUACGGACGAAGACUUAGCCUCUGAUUCUGAUAGUGAAGACGAGAUGCAAGGCAGCAGCGAUGUUGAUUCUGUGGUAGAGCGUGAGGUCGCCGACGUAGCUGACAGUGACGAAGAUGCGCUUCCGGACUUCUCGUUUGAUCCCAGUGAGUAUUGCGAUGACGAUGAGUCGACUGCCAACGGAGAUGACCAGAGUGUGCAAGCAGCUAUUGUUUAGAGACCUUUAGUGCAGGUGCGGACGGAUAACCAGAAGUUGUUAUCUCACCAGCAACAACUUUGUGGUAGGGGCUAGAUGUAGUAAGCGUUUUAGACGCUACGAACUAGGGACUCCCUCAUGCUUAAAUACAUGUACCC
Messenger RNA from Phytophthora nicotianae INRA-310, 818 nucleotides. RefSeq lists its product as hypothetical. The transcript has 2 exons. The coding region runs from base 1 to 681 and encodes 226 amino acids. Lineage: Eukaryota; Oomycota; Peronosporomycetes; Peronosporales; Peronosporaceae. The record is from RefSeq and is a predicted model, not a curated record.